AUGCCGCAACCAAGCAAAGAGCCGUGCAAGAAAGAAGCUUGCGACAUUCAAGCCUGUCUUUCUAAGAACAAUUUUCUUCCUCAAAGGUGCCAGACAGUGAUAGAGAAGUUACAGGCUUGUUGUGAGAGGUGCAAUAACGAGUCAACGCAUUGUGGAUCUGUAGCUGCCCUCUUGAAACAAAUCAAGAAAUAAUAAGUCUCUGUAAACAAAGAAGAACUAUCUCCUUUUUGCCUCAACAUUAAGAAGAGACUUCAAUGCACCAACAUUUGUUUACUCAAUACUCUGUAUCCUCAGCAAUAAUAUGAUACUAUAUCUUUUGUAUAAAUUUGUCGAAAUAAACAUUCUUUUAAAAA
Molecule: messenger RNA, 353 nt
Organism: Raphanus sativus (radish)
Lineage: Eukaryota; Viridiplantae; Streptophyta; Magnoliopsida; Brassicales; Brassicaceae
Exons: 2
Coding region: 1-192 (63 amino acids)
Source: RefSeq, a predicted model, not a curated record